Messenger RNA from Ceratina calcarata, 5582 nucleotides. RefSeq names its product PAN2-PAN3 deadenylation complex catalytic subunit PAN2 (gene PAN2). Gene Ontology annotation, cellular component: PAN complex; P-body. The record is from RefSeq and is a predicted model, not a curated record. Gene Ontology annotation, biological process: mRNA processing; nuclear-transcribed mRNA poly(A) tail shortening. Bases 399 to 4343 code for a protein of 1314 amino acids. The transcript is spliced from 21 exons. Gene Ontology annotation, molecular function: protein binding; poly(A)-specific ribonuclease activity; nucleic acid binding. NCBI's taxonomy places the organism in Eukaryota, Metazoa, Arthropoda, Insecta, Hymenoptera, Apidae.
AUUCGAAGAUCCCUGUUGGAAGCCUGUGCCACUGGCACUUGGCAGUCCGUCACAGGCUUGUACGACUUUACAAGGGUGAGACGCGCAGGAAAGUGGAUUCAUGAAUUAAAGUUGUCCCGAUAAACGAUUCGGCUUAUUUAUCGCGGUAGAAGAGUGCGGGAAAUAUUACGCUGGUCAAAGUUCUCGCGAGUCGAGUCGUUCGGUGCUGUGGAAAUCGUGGAUACUUGUCUGUAAGUGUUUCGCUUGUUGCACAGUUGCCAAGGCGACUGAAUGCGUGCGUGUGCGUGUGCUCCGAACAAAGAGUUGUUAUGAAAAGAUAAUCGGACAACUCCACGGCCAGCUUCGUAUCGUCGGCAAUUCCAUGUUUGAAAAAGGAACGAUCUGAAUUGAGGAAUAUCAUGGAUUACCCCACGGUUUUAAGCCAUUACGACCAGCCCGUAGAGGCCACGACCAGUAACGGCAGUGACGAGCAAGAACUUCUCUGGGAAGAAUCGAAUUAUGCUUUGCCCGGCGAUGAAUAUGUACCUGCUGCAGAACAGUUUGGAGAAGAGUUUACUGGGGCCGAGUUUCAUGAAACUCGUGCCUUGCUCGCAGACGGGGGGGAUAGAUUCGGCGUUUCCACAACCACUUUUGAUAACGUCGAGGAACUUAUGUGGAUGGGGAAUCAAGGGGGUCACGUAACUUCUUAUUAUGGAGCUGGUUUACAAAAAUAUACAUCGUUUCAAGUUCAUGCCACUCAAGAAAUACGACACAUUCAUCCUUUAGACGAAGGAAUCUUGAUCUUGACCCAGAGUUUACUACGAUGCCAGUUAAGAAGGGGCAUACCGAUGUUUUCGCACAUGUCUCCGAAUAUGAUAGACAUGCAAUGUAUGCUCCAAACUUCACCAACGCGAUUACUCAUGGGGGGACAUCAAGAGAAAAUAAUUGACUUUAAUCUUACCAGAGGGAAAGAGAUUGGACUAGUGCAUGUAGGUGAAAACGGUUGUGCAAUUUUGAGGCAGCAUAGCAGGCUUGUAUGUUGCGGUAAUCCUGCUGGAAGAAUCGAUCUGAGGGAUCCGAAUACAUUGGCGGUAGAGCACACUUUCGAAACGCAUAGUGGGUCCCUCAGUGACUUCGAUGUUCAAGGAAAUUACCUCGUCACUUGUGGUUUUAGCAAUAGUCGACAGGGUCUGUCGGUAGAUCGAUUCUUAAUGGCAUACGAUUUGAGACAAAUGAGAGCAUUGAGCCCUGUUACGACUUUAGUAUAUCCUCUGCUGUUAAAAUUUCUACCCAGUUACUCCAGCCGUUUGGCUGUUGUAUCGCCAUUGGGGCAAAUGCAACUUCUCGACACUAUCUAUGCCAACGUGCAGCCAGCGAUGACGUGCUUGUACCAGGUUGCGACUGGUGGAGCUAUGGUACUGUCGUUCGACGUAUCUUCUACGUCUCAGUGUUUAUGCUUUGGAGAUUCAGCAGGUUCUAUACACCUUAUGUCUACGAAUACACCUGAGCCGCAAUUUAAUACGUUUUCUAGGCCAACAGAAUUUGCUGAUCCAGUCGAAUCGCUUCCAUCUAUAUCGUUCGAUGACGACGUGACGCCAUUGAGUACAAUACCAUAUACAUAUACUGGACAACCUCUAUUGAGUGAUUGGCCAGAGGAAUUUUUAAAAAAGAUUUACAGGAAAACGCCAGCGAUCGAUCCUGAAAUAUUGCGCACAAUGAAAAUGCAAGGGACUAUAGGCUAUGCCCCGAAUCCUCAGGCAUAUCGCAGAAAUCAAGUACCUUACAAUUUGGAAAAGCGACGGGGCGUAGUCGCGAAGCUUUUCGCUGGCGAUUCGCGUUCUAAAACUGACGACGGUACCUUUGUGGCCAUACCUAAGCGUUACCGUAAAAUCGAGGUAAAAUACUCACGACUCGGUUACGACGAGUUCGAUUUCGAUCAGUACAACCGCACCAACUUCGGCGGCCUCGAAGCCACGCUUCCCAAUAGCUACUGUAACGCUAUGCUACAGUUACUGUAUUAUUGUGAACCCGUCAGAAUAGCAUUGCUCUCUCACUCGUGCCAAAGAGAAUUCUGUCUGUCUUGCGAGCUAGGAUUCUUGUUUCACAUGCUGGAUACCUCCCGAGGUCUGCCUUGCCAGGCCGCUAAUUUCCUGCGGGCUUUCAGGACGGUCCCUGAGGCGGCAGCUUUGGGACUGAUACUCAGCGAUCUUCAUCCCGAAGCGAAACGGAAAACGAAUUUGAAUCGACUGAUACAAAGUUGGAACAGAUUCAUAUUACACCAGAUUCACUACGAGAUUCUGGAAACGAGAAAAAGACAGCAGGAGGAAGAAGAAGCCGCUCGGCUUAAAUCAGGACCGAAAUGCGCGCCGUUCGUUUAUAACGAACAGGACUUUCCCAGCAUUCUACAAGACAUCGGUUCUCGGUAUAGGAGUCACGACGAAGAGAGGAAAAAGCGGAGAAAACAGGAGGAGGAUGGUAAAUAUAUGUGGAUCACAUCGAAAGAUAAGAACAGCAAAAAGUCUAUCGAAGAAAACGAGGUACGGGACGAGGAGACAGAAAUUAGUCGCCUGUUUGGAUCCGAACAGAUGCACAUACACCGCUGUCUCAAAUGUGGGCAAGAAGCUACGAAACAUUCCAUCAUGUUGCUGUGCAACUUAGUAUAUCCAGAAUUAACGAAUCCUUCUGAGGAGGUUCCAUUCACGAGUGUUCUUGCCUGCAGUUUAAGACCCGAGAAAAUUACACCCGCAUGGUGUGACAGUUGUCAGAAAUUUACACCUACUCUCCAAUCUCGACAGUUGACUAAACUACCUCAAAUACUGGCUCUGAACUGUGGUCUAGAUACACAACAGGAAAAAGGAUUCUGGCAAGCGCAAAUGGACAUAGUGGUUCAGAAAGUGUUAAGUGGCAAAGACAGUAGCCCGUCUUCGAGUCCCGUCCCCGUUACCGUAAAACCAUGUCGGUACGGUAACAAUUGUACCCGAAUUGGUUGUAGAUUCAGACACAUUGGCAGAGAUCCAGAAAAUGUAUCGACGUCGCCGGUCACACCGCCUACAACGACUUCGACGCCGGUCGCAACGCCACCCAGCCACUUGUAUUAUUCUCAUUCGUGGAUUCCGCACAAUAUCGAGAUCUCCUUAAACGGCAGCGGAGAAUUGCUCGUGGAAAAGAUUGGCGGUUCAAAGAAUGAUAGCGAGAAUACUAAAUCUGCCGAAGAGCCUGUUGUACAGAACGGACAAGGUGAUAGCAGAUCGCAGAGUUCCGAGGCGAUUGAAAACAGUUCCGAAGAGAAAGCAGAAGAUCACGCGAGUACGUCCGACAAUGAAGACGUGGAGAAAGAGAAGAAAUCUGAUAAAGCUAGUAAAAUGCGGUACAGUCUGAGCGCCGUCGUUUGUUACAUCGAUGACAAGAAUAACGAAGAUAGAAGGAACAUCGUCGCGUUAUUGCGAGUCGGUCCGAAUUAUCACGAGCGAUCGAGUGGAAGCGCAGUAUCGCAGUGGUACAUCUUCAACGAUUUCUGUAUAUCUGCAGUAACGCCGCAAGAAGCAGUAUGGUUCAACCUGGAUUGGAAAGUCCCGUGUGUUCUUCAUUACACGGCCGUGCCAGAGCCCGAGCCAGCACCAUUUGUGAGUCCGCUCACGUACGACGUGUUUGGAGAAGACAAAUGCGUUGCUAGAAGCGGAGGAACAAGGGGUAUCACGUUUACUCCGUUGACAUCCGACGAGAUGCCCAAAACAGGGGAAUUAGUCGGAAUCGAUGCGGAAUUUGUAACUUUGAAUCAGGAAGAGGCGGAGCUGAGAAGCGAUGGGAAAAUGUCUACGAUAAAACCGAGUCACAUGUCCGUCGCACGUAUAACUUGUAUACGUGGUCAAGGACCUUUAGAAGGAACUCCUUUCAUAGACGACUAUAUAAGCACUCAGGAACAAGUAGUCGAUUACUUGACCAAAUUCAGUGGAAUUCAGCCUGGUGACUUGGAUGCCAAUUUCAGUAGUAAACACUUGACCACGUUGAAAUCGACGUACCAGAAACUACGAUUUCUCGUUGAUAACGGAAUUAUGUUCGUUGGUCACGGGCUAAAGAAUGAUUUUAGGGUAAUAAAUUUAGUCGUACCGCCGGAACAAAUCGUAGACACAGUACUGCUCUUUCACUUGCCGCAUCACCGUAUGGUAUCACUCCGUUUCCUCACGUGGCACUUUUUGGGCAAGAAAAUUCAGUCGGAGACGCACGAUUCUACCGAGGACGCAAGAGCCGCGCUUGAACUUUAUCGUAAAUACAAAGAUCUUGAGAGUUCCGGAAAAUUAGCUGAAUCAUUGAAUGAGCUGUACAAAAUUGGCAAUCAAUUACAAUGGAAGGUUCCAGACAGCUGAUACGAGGAUGAGAUCCAAGAAGAGGUGGUGCAUGAUUUAGUCACAUCGUGCAACAAUAGCGAAGCUUAAUCGAAAACCGAACCAAAGCUACGAUCGACCGUCGAAAGGUUGGUUAUUCUUUCGACUCGUGAAUCAUCCCUCCUAUCCGAAUGAAAGGAGUUCAAUCAUUCGUACGUAGAAACUAAGAAAAUUCCAAUUAAGCGCGAUAUCAUCGCGGGUUUUAACGAUACGGGUACUAUCUACAUUGUCACACUAUCUCACGACUUCGUGAGAUCGUUCAAUCGGGUAUCUCGAUCAUUGUCCGCGAAUCGUAAGUCUCGUAGUUAGCUUCCGUCUGAUUGAGAUAAUUGUGAACGAUGCGAUUGAUCGUUGACCGCGAUCCUUUCAGGAAGAAUCGUAAUUGUUUUCCAUGUGUCAUGCCGCAGUAGCAACACGUGUAUUGCGUUGUAUAAUUAUAAAAUCAAUCAAAAUCAAUUCCAAAACUAAUUGAGCUCGGAAACGUCGGUCACGUAUUCUCGUGAAACGUCGUUCGUUCAGUGGGUAAAGUACAAACACUCGUUCUGAUAUUCGCCCGUGUGAUUUAACAUAAAUUUAACGAUGUAAAAGAAUUUUUAUUGGUUUUACGAAAAGGCAACCUAGUGUAUUAUUAUUGUAAAUACAUAUUGUUGGGUAGUGCAUCCGCGUGCAUCGGAUGUAGGUAUUUAUUUUAAUUUACGAAAGUAUUCGAAACGGAAUACAUAUGACGCGAAUAUGUAAUUGACGAUUGAUGGUUUUAGCAAAUAAUUCUGGUUGGGAUGUUAUCAGUUGCUCUUUUAUACGCAUAUAUACAUAUAUAGAUAUAUAUAUAUAUUUUUUCUAAACCACAUAUUGAUUUUUGUAACGUUUUAUCCAAUAACAGUUCACGGGAGAAAAAGUUAAGAGUAUCGGCACACAUUUUAUGUAACAUUUCUGUUUGUUUCAUUAUCUUUACGUUGAUCGCGACAAAGAAACGAAUCAUUGAAAGGACAAGAAAGUUUUCUAAAAAAAUCCCUUUUCUACUUCGAGGCUCUUCAGGAAAAGACUAAGAGAAACGCGCGGUACCAUAUUUUACAAAACUAUUGUAUUCACAGAUUAUUUUUAUAUAUGUACAUUUUAUCGAUGACAAUGAAGCAACAAAAUAAAGGGAGGGUGAAUAGAAGUGCGUGAGGGAGAGAGAGGAAGAGUGAUGAACCGUUGUCAAAAUAAAUCUAUCAAACGAAA